AGAAAAUAUAUACACAGCAAAAGCUUAAAAAACCCACACAUCCGUAUACGAAGACCACCUUCGUUCUCACUCACUCUCAAUUAGGCUUUGUGGUUCUCUGUUUCUCGCGCUCUUCGAUUCUUCAUCUACUUUGCUUCUCGUUGAUCAAUCAACCACUGCAACCAUGAGUGACGAAGGUGAGAAGACUUGUCCACUUUGUGCUGAAGAGAUGGAUCUAACAGAUCAGCAGCUGAGGCCUUGCAAAUGUGGUUAUGAGAUUUGUGUUUGGUGCUGGCAUCACAUAAUUGAUAUGGCUGAGAAGGAUAACACAGAAGGGAGGUGCCCAGCAUGUAGGACUCCUUAUAACAAGGAAAAGAUUGUGGGAACAGCAUCAAAGUGUGAAAGAUUGGUUACUGGAAUGAGUGUGGAGAAGAAACAGAAGUCACAAAAGGGGAAAACUAAAACAUCCGAAGGAAGAAAGCAGCUUGGUAGUGUCAGGGUUGUUCAACGUAACCUUGUUUACAUCGUAGGACUACCUCUUAAUUUAGCAGAUGAAGAUCUUCUGCAGCAGAAAGAAUAUUUUGGUCAGUAUGGGAAGGUAUUAAAAGUGUCUAUAUCUCGGACAGCAGCUGGUGCUAUUCAACAAUUUGCUAACAGUACUUGUAGUGUAUAUAUUACUUACUCCAAGGAGGAAGAAGCAAUUCGUAGCAUACAAUCAGCACAUGGAUAUAUCUUGGAGGGUAGAACUUUGAGGGCAUGUUUUGGGACCACAAAGUACUGCCAUGCAUGGCUAAGGAACAUGCCUUGCACCAGUGCUGAUUGUCUAUACUUGCAUGAGUUUGGACCAGAAGAAGAUAGCUUCACUAAAGAUGAAAUAAUAACAGCAUAUACAAGGAAUAGAGUUCAGCAAAUUACUGGUGUUACAAAUGACAUGCAAAGGCGUUCUGGAAAUCUAUUACCACCACCUCCAGCUGAUGACUACUCUAAUAACAACACAGACACUACUUCUGCAUGGGAAAAACCUAUAAAUAAAACCACCACAACAACCAAUCAGAAUCCUGUAAAUGGUAUGAAAGUUCCCCUGCCAAAUAGUAGUUCAGGGAAAUCAACAGCUCUUCCUGCAGCAGCUUCAUGGGGAACACGUGCUUCAAAUAGGCAGCCAAGUUUCAAAGAGUUGGUAGAAGAAAAGGGUAGUCUGGGGAAUAAUCCAGUAUCUAUAAAAGAAGACGUGGAUAAAAACAUAUCCGAUAAAUUCUCAAAUCCUUCAGAUAUUUCCCGAAAUUAUUCAAAUCCUGUUCCAGAUGAAGAACGGAUUAUUAACAACUUAUCUUUUGAUAUGUCAUUGAGUAGCAUCAAUAACAAUCAAAGAUUACAAGCUUGUGAAUCAGAACCUUUGACCUCAAAUGAAGCAGAAAACACUACUGUUUUAGUAUCAGAUCUACAAAAGAAAGUAGCAAUUAGUGUAGCAGAAGUAGAUCAUAUGAUGUCUUUCAAUGAUGAGAGACUCAGAGAUACAGAAGUUAUACAUAAUCUUCCUCCUAUUUCUUCUCCCCCAAAUAAUCCCAUGGGUUGUUAUCCGCUACAUGCACGUGUAUCGGGUAACGGUGGUGUAGAUCCUCCAUCUUCCCAUCUUGCAAAUAAUAAUAAUAUACCAAUUACAGUUAAUGACUACUCAUCCACUGUAAUUGGUAAUUCUUCCAGUUCCAGGGAAUUAUCCAAUGGGCAUUCAUAUUUCCAUGGUAGUACAGAAGGGUGUAAAAGUGAAAUUGGGGCCUUGGAUUUAGGAGAAAGCAGUAUUAUAUCUAAUAUUUUAUCCAUGGAUUUUGACCCAUGGGACGAGUCAUUAACCUCACCUCGUUAUUUGGCUAAGUUUUUGGAUAAACAACCUGAAUCUCAUAGUCAUAGAGUUUUGAGCUCAAGAAACAGCAACCAGUCAAGAUUCUCAUUUGCAAGACAGGAUGAAGGAUCCGAUAAUGGAGAUUUUGGUUUUGAAUAUAAGAAUUCCAACUCUUGUGAUUUUGUCAACAAUAAUAGUAUUUAUAUUGACAAGAAGAAUAGUAAUUAUAAUAAUAAUAAUAAUAAUAAGGGCAGCAACGGUUUCUCUUCUUUUAGCUUUGAGGAAUCUGAAAAUUUUGCCACCAAUAACUUUCCCAUGUCUGAAAAUAAGAUUUCAGUUUCAAGAACACAGGUGUCUGUGUCUGCCCCUCCUCCUCCCCCUGGAUUUUCAGGAGUGAGCAUCAGCAGAGCACCACCUCCAGGGUUCACAUCUCAGGAGAGGAUGGAACAAAAACAAACCUUUGAUACCCCUACCCCUACCCUAUCACUGUCAGGGAAUCAUAUGUUACUGAGAAAUUCCCCUGUAAAUAUUGGUGGUGAUUUGGAGUUUAUGGAUCCUGCAAUCCUAGCAGUUGGUGGUAGAGUAAAUUCCAAUUCCCCACCUGGGCGUGGCUUUGGCUUAGACAUGAGAUCAAACUUUCCUUGUUUUAAUGAAAAUGAUGUGAGGCUUCAAGUUUUGAUGCAAAGAUCCUCCUUUUCUCAGCAAAACCCUAGAAGAUUGAGUGAAGCAGGACUAGAUUUCCCUCAGCAAAUUAAUUCUUAUGCUGCAAUUCCUUCAAGGAUGGUUGACAACAAUCAUCUUUCAUCUCAUUAUCAGACCAGGAGGUCAUUGAUCUCUUCUAAUAAUGGGCAUUGGAAUGAAGGUGGGAAUGGAAAUAAUGAUAUGAGACUGGGAUUGAACAAUGGAUAUUAUUAUUCAGCAGUAGGUCAUGAGGAUACAAAGUUUCACUUCCCAACUUCACCUGAUUUGUAUAACACAACAUUUGGAAUCUGAUUCAUUGGCUGGCUACCUGUUUCUGAGGUUGUUGGAAUGGAAUUAAUAGAAAUAACCCGGAAAUGGGAUUCAUUGAUGCAUCUGGUCAAGGAAGGAUCUAUCUAAACCUAGUAUCAAACAGGACAGCCUUCCAGAUACCACAAGGCAGAGCAAGUUAUGAGAUGGAGAAUCCUACUGUCCCCAGAACAUUCUCCAGUCAAGUCUCCAUGCCAUCUGUACUGAAUCGUUGAAGAUACUUUUUUUUUUUUCCAAAAUUAAAAAGUUGUAUCUGUUUUUCUUACAACUUAAGGUUUGAGCCAACUUUAAAAGUAAACAACACAAACUUCCAAAGCUUGAUUUUAUGGCUAUUUUUUCUUGUUUUAUAAGGACUUUUAUUUGAUAAUUUUAAUGCUUUAAUCAGUCAUUCUCCAA
Messenger RNA from Lactuca sativa (garden lettuce), 3220 nucleotides. RefSeq lists its product as uncharacterized. Gene Ontology annotation, biological process: protein ubiquitination. Gene Ontology annotation, molecular function: ubiquitin-protein transferase activity; RNA binding. Gene Ontology annotation, cellular component: CCR4-NOT complex. Lineage: Eukaryota; Viridiplantae; Streptophyta; Magnoliopsida; Asterales; Asteraceae. The record is from RefSeq and is a predicted model, not a curated record.